Messenger RNA from Saccharomycodes ludwigii, 2013 nucleotides. It is a transcript of the gene AFR1, whose product is annotated as Afr1p. Lineage: Eukaryota; Fungi; Ascomycota; Saccharomycetes; Saccharomycodales; Saccharomycodaceae. The transcript has a single exon. The record is from RefSeq and is a predicted model, not a curated record. The coding region runs from base 1 to 2013 and encodes 670 amino acids.
AUGAAUAAUUAUAUUUUGACCGCUCAAAAUAGCAACACUAAUAAAACACUUGCUAUGAAUAGAAGAAGGAAAAGUCAAUAUAAUUUAUUAUAUAAUUUGGAAUUAAAUGAUUUGUCAACUUCAAUGACAACUGUGCCACACAAUUUUAAUCACGUUCCUGUUAAUACUUUUCUUACUCCAUCUGUUUCUAAUAAUAAUAAUAAUACUACCACUACUACCACUAAUUACAGACAUUACAGAAGUUUAACUGCUAAUAAUAUAAAAAAUGAAGUUUCCGUAAGCCCAUAUGUUUCCAACAAUGUUCCAGGUCUCAGAAGGACGUCACCAAAUCAACAGCAGUAUAAUAAUCCUAAUAGAAUGUCAUAUCACAGUGGUAGUCAAAGUAUGAUGAAUUUUAAUCACUAUACAAACAAUAAUAACAACAACAACUACCAUAACCGUAGCUAUAGUAAUAUUAAUAAACCUAUAAAAUUUCAUAUGCCAGUUGUUGCCACAAUUUCACAAUUCAACCAGUUAAAUCAUCAAAUGCGCAACAUCCCACAUAAUGCCUUGGAACUUUUUCUGAUUAAUAGGAAAAAACAACAGAAAAUGAUGAUGAUGCGGCAAUUUAAAUUUGCAAAUGAUGAAAUUUACACACCAAGAACCCACAACGACAAAGUUUUUGAUAACAGUGGCACUAGUAAGCAUGCUGUUGAUCCUAACAAUCCAUCCUCUGUAACUACAGGUUCUAAAGAUUGUAUACCUACUUCAAUAUCUAUUACUAGUGACACCAGCAGGAGCGAUAUUAGUAGUGUUAUAAGCACAAAUAGUGUUUCUACCAAAGAAACACGCACUCCCGACAGCACUUGUGAUCUAUCCUCGACUGCUGGCACUGCCAAUACUUCUAACACUUCUACUGGAGAGGGAAAAAAGAUAAAUACUUUAAAGCAUGCCACCUCUGGUAGUAAAAGAUUUGGGUUCAAGAAAAUAUUUAAAAAAUUUUCAGCAAGAAAUUCAAGCAGCAAAAUUGAUAAAAAAAAAACCAGUACAUUAAUACCUGUUGUGUCUAAAAAUACGGUAAUCGAUGGUGGAAAUAUUUCUAAAACUGCCACCAGCACAGAUGGCCAAUCCGAUAAUAAAAAUGAAAUUAAAGAUAAAUUUAUACUACCUUCAUUAGAAGAGCUAAAUAUAUCUGAUAACGUUGCAACUUUAAAGCAUGACACUUUUUUGCACUCCACUUCUUCUGCCACUAUCAGCGCUGGCACUCCAACAAAGGAUACAAAUUUGAAUCCAAAUGAUAAACCUACCGAUGGCUUGCUAGAUGUUGAUUCAUUAUUUGAAAUAUUAAAUGCAGACUAUGCCCAAACUAAUAACAAAAAUAUAGGUACUUUAGAUUCUAAGAAUGAAUUUAUACCAUUUAUUAUUGGUGAGGAAGAGAAUGGCGUUAUUGCUGCUACAAAUAAUAGCUCGGAUUCUUUGUGUGGUUCAGUAGAAGAAAAUGAAGAAUUAACAAACGAAACCGUCGUAAUCACACCUGAAAAAGAUGAAGAAACUUUAUUUAAUGAGUUUGUUGCCAGACUCUUACAAGAUUUUGUGCAUAUACAACAGUUAAGAAGGACAUAUGCCAACGAAAUUACAUCGGACAACGUUAAUAUUAGGUACAAUAAUGUUGUAACCAGAGGUGAAUAUAAAGAUGAGGUAUCAGUAGUUAAAGAAAAGAUACCAAAUAUGUCAGAAUGCGUCGGGGCUUUUAUUUCUGGUAAUAAUACUAACGAUCAUAAUCUAGACUAUAAUCCAAUGGAGGAUAAAAUUACUCCCGGAAAAAACAAGACAAUUAGCUUCUCCGCCAGUGUAGUUAUAUGCGACACUUUUUCAUCGACAGAAUACGAACGUAAAAAUAGUAAUUUUUACGGUGUUAAUGACGUGUUAAAAAUGAAUAAUAUUGCUACAUUGAAAUAUGAUUUAAAUAGCUUUAAGAAUUAUGAGAUGAUGGUUCAUAAAGAUAGUGUUACGAACACUCACUUUUUAUUAUAA